Molecule: messenger RNA, 748 nt
Organism: Kickxella alabastrina
Lineage: Eukaryota; Fungi; Kickxellomycota; Kickxellomycetes; Kickxellales; Kickxellaceae
Exons: 1
Coding region: 88-708 (206 amino acids)
Biological process (GO): maintenance of mitotic sister chromatid cohesion; mitotic sister chromatid cohesion
Cellular component (GO): SMC loading complex; chromatin
Molecular function (GO): double-stranded DNA binding; protein binding
Source: RefSeq, a predicted model, not a curated record
GAUCAUGGUGCUGCUGCCGAGGGUCAGGGGCCGGAAGCCAAUGUAUUUUGGCACCAAAGCCGGGACGCUAUUGCACUGAGGUGGGCGAUGUACAGACACCGCAUGGGUGAUUUUGGUCAGGCCAAAGACGCCUAUACGUGUGUAGCUGCCAGUGACUCUCAGGACCUGCGCUUCGUUGCUCAGGUCAACCAGGCUCUUAUGCAUGUGUUAGCUAACACAGACGACUCGAGAGAGCGCGCCCACGACAUUAUCAAGCUGCUCAUCAAUGAUUGUGGUUCUUUAGAGCCCCACGAGGCGGUGCGCCGCUCGAUGCUCGAGUUUCUGCAGGGCCUCGAGUCCUUGGAGCCUGUCAAGGCCAAAACCCAUUUACUUGCAUGUCUGCGCACUUGCACGGAGGUGGCUGACACGGCUUUGCAAGGGUGGACGCUGUGCUUGCUUGGCACAUUGGUCCUGUCUACGGGACAAUACGACCAGGCCAUGAAGAUGUGCGCAGCCGGACAGGCCAUUGCCCAGCGGGCCAACGAUCCCCUACAGAAUGCAGCAGCCAUUGGUAUUCUAACACAAAUCGAAAAGGCUGUCGGUGACCCCGAACGAUGUGCAAGCUGCUGCAGGUCAACACCAGUUCCUCAAGAAAUUCAAUAUGCAGAUCCAAGAAUGAAACUGAAAAGCUCCCCCCAGCAUAAUAGUUUUGUAUGUAACAACAAGUAAAAAAAUUUAGCGUAAUUAUAAAAAGGAAAUGGAAAAUGUG